UCAAGUAAAAGACAUCUGGGUUAUUGAGAGUGACAGAAAAUGGACAGAAGAUGAGAGAAUAAAAAUGAAGAUCUCGGCUCUACAGACUGUGGGUGGAGAAUCGUCUAGUCCACAUUUUCCACUGUCGGUUCCUGUAGCAGAACUGAGGCUGGUGCUGCUGGGGAGGACGGAGUCUGGGAAGAGUGCAGCAGGAAACACCAUCCUGAGCAAAGAGGAGAGGAACCAGGCUGCUACAUCUACAGCUAAAUCUACAGCUACAUCUACAUCCACUCAGCAGAGUAAGAGCACACAGGGGGAGGUGGCUGGGAGGAAGGUGACAGUGGUGGACACUCCUGACUGGUUCUCUCCUGGACUCUCUCUGGAGAGGCUGAGACAUGACGUGGGACUCUGUGUGCAUCUGUCUGCUCCAGGACCCCAUGCAUUUCUCCUGGUCAUACCUGUAAAGCAGCCUACAGGAGAGGAGAGAGGGAUGCUGGAGAAAAUAGAGGAGAUUUUUGGAGAAAGAUGUUGGAGAAACACCAUGAUCAUAUUCAGUGUUACUAAAGAACUUCAGAGGAAAAACAUUGAGGAGUUUAUCCAAUCAGGAGACCAGGAGGUCCAGAGACUAGUGGAGAAAUGUGAGAACAGGUUUUACUGUCUCAACGUUAAAGAGAGUGAUGAUGGUUCUCAGGUCUUAGACCUGCUGGAGAAGAUAGAGCAGAUGGUGGGAGGAAGCAGAGAGAAAUUCUACAGCAGUGAGAUCUACCUGGAGACAGAAUCUCAGAUUAGAGCAAUGGAGACUAAGAUCCUGAAGGAAAGAGAAUACAAAAGAAUGAGAGAGGAGAUGGAAGUGAAGGUAAAAAUAGAUAAGGAGGUGCAGGACUCUCUGAAAAAGAUAGAGGGAGUGAUCCAGGAGCAUGAAGGAGACAUCAUACAACUGAUUGACAGAACAACUGAACUGGAGAGAAAGGUCAAAGAAGAGAGAGAUGAAGAGAAAAAGAGAGGACUUGAGAGGGAGCUGAAACGAGAGGUAGAGCAAAGGACAGAAAUGGAAGAAAAGGUGAAGAAACUCAAAGAAAAGAGAGAGAGGGAGAGGAGAGAGAUGGAGGAGAGGCACCAAGAGGAGAUAGAGGAGAUCAGGGAGGUGUAUGACAAAGAGGUCAGGAUGGAGACAGAGAGAAACCUCAUAAAGACCAUCCUGCCUGAACUCCAGAGAAACAUUUUGGCCUCGAAAACAAAGAUGCAGGAAGAGUUCAGCAGACAGAUGGAGAAGAAGAACAGAGAGCUUAAGACUCUUAAACAGAAACUUUUAGACCUCACAGAGACUCACAGUCUGUGUAAAGAGGUUUAUGGGAAAACUGUGAGCAGCUCAGAGUCAGAGAGAGCAGCUGUAACAGAAGAAGUGUCGAAGGGAAUAUUUCAGACAUUGACCGACUUUUUUGUCACUGGAUAACAGAUGACAUUAUAACUUUAUAACAUUAUGAAGCCACAGACACUCAACCAGUCUGAAAUAAAGUCUUUCAGCCAGUGAUUUUGGACAUGGCUGAACUGGGAUAAAAAUAAAUCAGCCCUGGCCUUUUUGCUCCAGGCAGCUCAACACUACAGUAGAAGAAUUGGUCUAGACAGACACCACCCAUGUACAGUACAAGUCAGAAAAUUUGAAUAUCCUGAAAAAGCGUGGUUUUUGUUUCUUUGUUUUUGUGUUUGUUUGACUUACAGUCUGCUUUGAAGAGGUUUAUCAGAAAUCUGUGAGAAGCAGCUCUGAGCCAAAAAGAGCAGCUGUAACCGGAGAGGCAUCAAAGGGAAUUUCUCUGAAAUUGAAAGAAUUUUUUCACUGAAUAACAGAGUUCAUAAAGCCCCAGACACUCACCCAGUCAGAAACUGAGCAUGCAAUCCAGAGACAGUGGACAGAGCUGGACUGGGAUAAACAUCCAAUUACUUUAUUUAGCUGCACUGCAUAUAAGUUAUCUUGUUUUUCAAACACACACACACACACACACACACACACACACACACACACACACACAUAAGGAUAGGAUACCUCUCAAUAAGUUCCUAUUAUCUUGAGGCUCCUCCCUACUGAUUCAGCUCCCUCUCCUCCUGCUUCUCCUCAUUCUGCCCUUCACUCCAGCCCUUAUCAUCGAUUACAGUUCACUCCUGCUCUCCUCUAUGACUCUAAACCUGCUCUUCUACACCUGUCUGAUGAUGCUGCACAAUGAAGAGGUGACUGCAGCAGUCUCUACAGAUGUCUGGAAUCUUUGCACAUUUGGCUGCAAACUUCUAAGCUUUUUCUCACAGAGCUUUUACAAAUUACCUAUUUUUAUAUGGGCGGAGCUAGGUACUUCAUCGCUAUGGUGUCACGUGAUUGGUCUUAUGCUGUCAGCAGACAAAUCAAUGGGUCCCUCAGUGGAUCCCAGUCUCUCCGUGAUAGGCCAAAAAAAUUAUCAAUAAAUGUAAUAAUAAUAAUAAUAAUAAUUUGUAUCAGACCUAAAUCCCAUUGGCCCACUGGGAAAAUGCCCGUUAUACCAGAGUCCCUGAUGGCCCUGAUGGUGGACAUCACUGAGAAGAGAGAUUAGC
Clarias gariepinus (North African catfish) is the source of this 2556-nucleotide messenger RNA. RefSeq names its product GTPase IMAP family member 7-like. Bases 65 to 1432 code for a protein of 455 amino acids. The transcript has 3 exons. NCBI's taxonomy places the organism in Eukaryota, Metazoa, Chordata, Actinopteri, Siluriformes, Clariidae. Gene Ontology annotation, molecular function: GTP binding. The record is from RefSeq and is a predicted model, not a curated record.